AUGGCUGAAGGGAGUGCCUAUUUUGAUUGGGACAUGGCAGCCUCGGGGGCCGGGAACCACUUGACGAGCUUCGACCAUGGCGGUGUUGCGCAACACUUUGUCCAUAUUGAUGGUGGUGCUUCACCCGGGGUGGUCGUCGUCUCGGGUGCCGGAUCAAGGGCUUCUGGUGGCAUCAGGGAGAUGGAUCCCACCAGCUUCCUCGGCUAUGGGAGCAGCAACGCCCCUGCGGCAAUCGCGGUGCCUGCUCGGGCGCUGCUGCGUGCCAGAUCCAGCGGCCAGGGGCUGACACGGUUCAAAGGGUCGUGGGCCAUGGAGGAAGACACGCUGCUCAGGGCGAAGGUGCAGGAAUUCGGCAAAGGGAGGUGGGCGAAGGUCGCGCUGUACCUCCCCGGCCGAAGCGGGAAGCAAUGUCGGGAGAGAUGGAUCAACCAACUUGACCCCAACAUUGAGAGGAAAAUCUGGACUGACGCGGAAGACAUCAAGCUGAUCGAGGCGCAUCAGACGUGGGGGAACCGCUGGUCGGUGAUCGCCCGGCUACUCUCCGGUCGGCCGGAGAACGCCAUCAAGAACCACUGGAAUGCCACCAAGCGCAGUCUAAAUGCGAAGCGCCAGAUCAAGAAGAGGAAUAGCAAGAAACCACCUCCCGGCCAGCUCUGCCUUCUUGCGCAGUACAUCCGCAGCGUGGAGCCGCACACCGGAUCACCCGCGGAUACACGUUCGGUGUCCCCACCAUUGUAUCAUGACCAAGAGCACGGUGGGCAGAUGGGGAUGGCCGGUAGAGAUACUGCCGUCGUCAUCGCCCCUACCGAGCAUGCACACCUGACCUACCCCAAUCCGGCAAUGAUUGGUAUGUACUACCACCUGAACCCGACAAACAUGCACUACUGGGCACCAAAUUUGAAUGCCGCUGAUAGGCAAAAUGAGGGGUACUCGUACUGCAUCCCUCCCAAUGCGCACCUGAACAACUGCCUGCCGUACGGCUUGUCACCGACGCAGAUGGUUAGUGAGCAAGACAUCCAGCAGGCGGCCAAUGCGAGCAUAAACAUGUAUGCGUUCACUGGACAACGUACCCUCCCGGCAGUGGUAGAGAUGCACCGUGAGUCUGCCGCCAACAACCAACUGGGCAAUGUGGGUGGUGGAGCUGGAGGCUGGUCCUACUACUACGACAUGGACGCGGCUGGUUCGAGUGGCCUUGCCAGAGGUAGUGGUAGCGGUAGCGACCCUGAUGACAUCGACAUGGUGCAGAUGGCCUUGAGGGAGUUUGCCAUGCGGGACCAGUAG
Molecule: messenger RNA, 1281 nt
Organism: Triticum turgidum subsp. durum (durum wheat)
Lineage: Eukaryota; Viridiplantae; Streptophyta; Magnoliopsida; Poales; Poaceae
Source: the annotation of a GenBank genome assembly